Molecule: messenger RNA, 7382 nt
Organism: Podarcis raffonei (Aeolian wall lizard)
Lineage: Eukaryota; Metazoa; Chordata; Lepidosauria; Squamata; Lacertidae
Gene: COL4A2
Product: collagen type IV alpha 2 chain
Exons: 48
Coding region: 142-5298 (1718 amino acids)
Cellular component (GO): basement membrane; collagen trimer
Molecular function (GO): extracellular matrix structural constituent
Source: RefSeq, a predicted model, not a curated record
GCGCCAGCCGCUGGCCGAGGGCCGCUCCCGCCGCACUCCGGACCGCGGCCGGCCGAGAGGCGCGCAGCUCCGGGCGCGCGAGGAGAGCGAGGGCAGUCUGCCUCGCAGGGCGCCUUCCCGUGCGCGGAUCCAGAGACGAGGAUGAGGCGCCCCCCGCCGCUGCGCGUCGCCCGCCCCACUGGCCGGGUUUCACAAAUCACGCUCUUUCUGGGAUUGGUGGUGCUGCUUAGUGGUAAGGUGCAAGCUGGAGGGAAGUCUUAUACAGGACCUUGUGCAGGAAGAGACUGCAGUUGGGGUUGUGAAUGUUUCCCAGAAAAAGGAGCUCGUGGCCAACCAGGACUUCUUGGGCAGCAGGGAUUCCCAGGACCGCCUGGAGUGGGAGGUAUCCCAGGACUUCCAGGGCACAAAGGAUAUAAAGGCGAAAGAGGCCAGCCAGGAAUAACUGGACCAAAGGGAGAAGCGGGACAAAGAGGGGUCACUGGUUUUUCUGGUGCAGAUGGCAUUCCUGGUCAUCCGGGUCAAGCAGGAUCAAGGGGCAAACCAGGCCAUGAUGGCUGUAAUGGGACCAAGGGGGACGCUGGUCAGCAGGGAGGCCAGGGACCUGGAGGCUUGCCCGGAUUCUUUGGAAUCCAAGGACCCAAAGGUCAGAAGGGAGAGCCCUUUGUUUUUACUCCGGAAUUAGCCGUGCAGUUCAGGGGAGACACUGGUGACCCAGGUUUGAGGGGCUUCCCGGGACCUCAGGGUGCUCCUGGUGCAGUGGGUAUAUUUGGUCCAGUUGGAAACACAGGUCUACCUGGACCUCCAGGGCCACCAGGAUCUCCAGGACUUCAGGGCAACAGAGGCCUUGGCUUUUAUGGAGAAAAGGGUGACAAGGGUGAUAUUGGGCCCCCUGGUCUACCUGGGCGUCCAUCAACAGGAGAGUUUGUCACUUCAACAGAUGUAAUUUCAAGUGAAUAUAAGGGUGAGAAAGGAAUAAAAGGAAUUAGGGGAGAAGCUGGAAUUCCGGGUCAUCAUGCACUUUCAGCAGAAAAGGGAGAGGAAGGAAUAACAGGCUUUACAGGACAAAGAGGUUUGCCGGGAAUCAACGGUCUCACUGGAACAGAAGGGGAUGUGGGUUUCCCAGGACCUGAUGGCUUCCCUGGCAUACCUGGUCAAAAAGGAACUAAGGGAGAGCCAGGAGACAAAGGUGCUCAAGGACCACCAGCUUAUGCACCAUAUCCCAAACUAAUAAAAGGUGCAAGAGGUGACUGGGGACUCCCUGGUGCUCCUGGGCCCGAGGGUGACCGGGGCGAGCAAGGCAGUCCUGGAAGUGCUGGUCCACAAGGAUCAUCAGAUGAUAACUCUGUGGGAAGAGGUUUGCCUGGAGAAAUGGGCCCCAAAGGCCUGACUGGCGAUCCAGGUUUCGCAGCUGUUUAUCCAGGUCCUCCAGGAUUAGAUGGCAAUCCUGGAUUACAAGGAUCACCAGGUGUCCCUGGCCCUCCAGGAAGUCCAGAUACUUCUGUUGCAGUGAAGGGUCUUCCAGGGUUUCCUGGUCCUCCAGGAAACCAAGGUUACCCAGGACCACGAGGGCAAAAGGGGUUGAAAGGAGAGCCAGGAGAUUGUAAAUGUGCUGAAAGUACCGAACGAAAAAGAGGCCCUGCUGGGCAACCUGGUCCACCAGGAUUUCCAGGUCCAAUGGGGCCGGUGGGGAGAAAAGGAGACCCUGGUGAUCAAGGCCCACAUGGAGUGCCUGGCUUUGCUGGCUCAAAAGGAUUGCCUGGUGUACCUGGGCCACCUGGACAACAAGGGCCAAAAGGAGAUUCGCGAUACGUUACCACAAGAGGUGCUAAAGGAGACCAAGGAAUUCCAGGGAUUCCUGGAUAUAAAGGAGAAGAUGGUUUGCCAGGAAGAGACGGCACAGAUGGUUUACCAGGACUACCUGGGCUUCCGGGUGAUGGUGUACGAGGUGAACCAGGGGAUCCUGGUGAACCUGGUCCGUUAGGCCCAAAGGGUUUUCCCGGAGAAGAAGGCUUGCCAGGUGUUGGCUUGCCAGGCCCAAAGGGAUAUCCUGGCCCUCUGGGUGACCCUGGGGUUCCUGGGAGUCCUGGCUUCCAAGGUUCCCCAGGACCUCCAGGCACUCCUGCUGAAAUAGAUUGUGGACAGACAGUCAAAGUCUUUUUCAGAGGUAACAGAACUGAGCCAAUUCAGUCAGGAACUAGCUGUAUUCAAGCGCCAAAAGGAACUCCAGGAACUCCAGGGAUUCCAGGACCAAGAGGUGCGAAAGGUACAAGAGGGAUUGCAGGCGAACUCGGUCUGCAUGGAUCCAAAGGGCUGAAAGGCUCUCUGGGAGAUCAAGGUCGUGAGGGCUUAGCAGGCCCACAAGGAUUUCCUGGGCCCAGAGGAAACAGAGGUGCACCAGGAUUGCCUGGGGAGCAGGGCUUUCCUGGGAGUCCAGGAUUGCCAGGUUGGCCAGGCCCUCCAGGAGUGAAAGGAGUUGCAGGUGACCGAAUUGGAGCUCCCACAGGCCCCCAAGGGGAUGCUGGGCCACCGGGAAUCCCAGGACUGAAAGGCCCCCCAGGAGAUCACGGCUUGCCAGGACUGAGAGGAAGUGAUGGCAUUCCAGGUCAGCCUGGAGCUAAAGGGCAUCCUGGGUCUCCUGGCCCUGCUGGCUUGACUGGUUUGCCAGGACCACAAGGACCAUUUGGAUUCCCUGGACUGCCAGGCCAGCAAGGGAUCACGGGCAGAGCUGGCUCACCAGGGUUUGUAGGCUCACCGGGUGCCAGAGGAGAUGCAGGAGACCCAGGGAAACCUGGUCCUGUAGGAAUGAAAGGUCUGGCAGGUGACAGAGGUGAACCUGGUUUCAUUGGAACUAAAGGCAAGGCUGGUGAGCCUGGUCUCCCUGGGGUGGAUGGAAUGCACGGUCUUCCAGGUGUGAAAGGUGCUAAAGGUUCCUCUGGUAUUGGAGGCUUCAAAGGUGCGAUAGGCGUCAGAGGGUGGCCAGGGCAGAACGGAAUCAAAGGAGAGCCUGGCUUCACUGGCUUGCCAGGGAUUCGAGGUUUACCUGGUGACUCGGGAUUGAAAGGUGACCGUGGUGACCGUGGCCCACCAGGAUCACCCCCUAAAAUCAUGCCAAGUAUGAUGCUUGAUGUGAAAGGCGAAAAGGGAAAUGAAGGAGAAAGUGGUGCCCAAGGGAGCUUUGGUUUCAAAGGCACAAAAGGAGCACUAGGCUACCCCGGGCAGACAGGAAGGCCAGGUUCACCUGGCUUUCCAGGUUAUGAAAAAGGUCAGAAAGGUGACUAUGGAAUUAAAGGAAUAAAAGGCAUAUCAGGAUAUAUAGGUGUCUCAGGAGGUCGUGGUAUUUCUGGUUUCCCUGGAGCAACGGGAAGGAGGGGGGAAAAGGGAAUUCCAGGGAUUGAUGGUAUUUUUGGCGAAAGUGGCCAGCCUGGGGAAAUUGGUGAUUGGGGAGAUAUUAUAAACUUGCCAGGAAGAGCAGGUUCGAAAGGAGAUGCUGGCAUAACUGGAGCCAAAGGGGUAGAAGGAGCCAAAGGAGGAAAAGGUGAUGCUGGUGUUCCAGGUUUUCCUGGCAUUCAGGGCACGAGGGGCUCCCCAGGCUCCCCUGGAUUGCAAGGGCAAAGAGGAUUCCCAGGGCAGGUUGGCGAACAAGGUUUAUCUGGAGAUCCAGGAUUUCCUGGAUCAUCAGGUGAAAAAGGAAGUUCUGGGUGGAUUGGGCUUCCAGGAAGUAAAGGUGCUGCUGGCGCCAGAGGAAUCACUGGAUUACAUGGUUUGCCAAGUACCAAGGGCUUUCCAGGAUCACCAGGUCCAGAUGGAUAUGGCCCACCAGGUUUCCCAGGUAUUUGGGGUGACAAAGGUACCGUGGGAGAGCCAAGCCCAAUUGAAGGCAGCAGAGGAGCUCCUGGUCCGAAAGGAGAAAGAGGAGAUCUAGGACAGAGAGGCUCACCCGGGAGCCCUGGACCUGAGGGAAGACCAGGCCUUCCUGGAGUUUCAAACAUAUCUGGAGCACCUGGUGAUGUGGGAUCACCAGGUUUGGAUGGUGUGCCAGGCUACCCAGGACCACCAGGACCACCAGGAAUAGCUGCUCCACCUGGAAGCAAAGGAGAAGUGGGGCAGAUCGGCAUAAUUGGAGAAGAUGGUUCAAAAGGACUUAGAGGAGACCAUGGCGCAGAUGGGAGACCUGGAAUUCCAGGGUUCCCUGGGGCAAAAGGAUAUAAAGGGGAACAAGGAGUCAUGGGUUUUGUUGGCAUAUUGGGAACGCCUGGUGACUUUGGCCCCACUGGACCCAAAGGAGACCGAGGAUUUCCUGGAUUUCAGGGACCUCCAGGUUCCCCUGGACUGCCUCCUGUCCUUCCUAAACUGGUUUCAGAACAAGGGAGCCCAGGUGCUCCUGGAAACAGAGGGCUUCCUGGCACGUUGGGCGAGAUGGGUCCUCAAGGCCCACCAGGAUCUCCAGGUUCUAGAGGCCCCAUGGGUAAACAAGGACUGCAAGGAAGAGGGGGAAUACCUGCAGCUCCAGGCUUCAGAGGUGAUCAAGGGAGAACAGGACUGCAGGGCCCAGGGGGCUUUGAAGGUGCAGCUGGUGACCCAGGUACUCCUGGGCUGCCAGGUAUGCCCGGCCGCAGCAUCAAUAUGGGAUAUCUUUUGGUGAAGCACAGCCAGGCGGAUCAAGAGCCCAUGUGUCCAGUGGGUAUGAGCAAACUCUGGAGUGGAUACAGCUUGCUCUACUUUGAAGGACAAGAUAAGGCACACAAUCAGGAUCUAGGUCUAGCUGGUUCAUGUUUGACUCGAUUCAGCACUAUGCCUUUUCUUUACUGCAAUCCUGGGGACGUCUGCUAUUAUGCAAGUCGCAAUGAUAAGUCUUAUUGGCUCUCAACAACAGCCCCUCUUCCAAUGAUGCCUGUGCAAGAAGAAGAAAUCCGGCCUUAUAUCAGCCGUUGCUCCGUCUGUGAAGCGCCGGCUGUUGCCAUUGCCAUUCACAGCCAAGAUGUCACUAUUCCACACUGUCCUGAAGGAUGGCGCAGCUUGUGGAUCGGCUAUUCCUUCCUCAUGCACACUGCAGCUGGUGCCGAAGGUGGUGGACAGUCACUAGUGUCUCCAGGUAGCUGUUUGGAAGACUUCCGAGCAACACCAUUCAUCGAAUGCAACGGUGCUCAGGGAACCUGCCACUACUUUGCAAACAAAUACAGUUUCUGGCUUACCACCAUUGACAAUCAAUUUCAACACUCCCCUUCAGCAGAUACACUCAAGGCUGGACUCAUCCGAACACACAUCAGCCGAUGCCAAGUGUGUAUGAAAAAUUUGUAAAAAAAAAAAAGUAAGUCAUCUUGCAAUGGCAAGGAACAAAUCUUGUUGGUGCUUCUUUAACUUUGUUACCUCAAAAAUUGAAAUAUCAGUUGAUCACCAUUUAUCUGAAAGAACAAACCACUGCAAUGGUUUACAACCAAGUUGGUUCUGCUUUCAUUCCCAUAAUUUUCUAAGUAGUUUUUAUUGUUGCAAAAAGGUGCUUUUCAGAGUUAAAAAAACUGGCAGGAUAUAAUUUCCUAACACAUCUGCUGCCCACUAGGUCUGAUUUUGGAUGCAGGUGGUGCUGCGGUCUAAACCACAGAGCCUAGGACUUGCCGAUCAGAAAGUCGGCGGUUCGAAUCUUCAUUACGGGGUGAGCUGCUGUUGCUCAGUCUCUGCUCCUGCCAACCUAGCAGUUUGAAAACAUGUCAAAGUGCAAGUAGAUAAGUAGGUACCACUCUGGCGGGAAGGUAAACGGCGUUUCCGUGCGCUGCUCUGGUUUCGGUGUUCCGUUGAACCAGAAGCAGCUUAGUCAUGCUGGCCACAUGACCCUGAAAAACUGUCUGUAGACAAACGGCGGCUCCCUUGGCCUGUAAAGCCAGAUGAGCGCCGCAACCCCAGAGUCGUUCAUGACUGCACUUAAUGGUCAGGGGUCCCUUUACCUUUACCUAGGUCUGAUUUACAGCACUAAAUGGGUUUUUAUGCAUUUUUACUGUAUACUUAACCACUGAAAACAGCUCAUAGUCAUUGAAUAGUAACCAUACAUUAAGAUGGAUGUGCAAACGUACAUGGGAAUCGGCUCAAAGAGCUGAAGUUUAAGUACCAUUUUGGAACAUAAAAAUGAUGAAAAUAGAAGUUGCGCUCUGCCUCUGUAAGACUUUCAUCUGUAAGACUUUGGCUUCAAUUCAGCCAGGAGUUAGGCAUGUUUCAGAGCCACCAACAUCAAUAGAACUUUAAACCUGCACCUACUUGUUGUAUUUAUGUUACAACUUCAUUUCAGGGCCAAAUUUUUCCACCUAAAUGCUUUUAUUAAACAAUAUAUUGCUUCAUAUGCAUAAUUGUCUCUAUAGCUUACAGAACUUUUGUUCUGUUGCUUUUGACAGGUAACACACCAAACUUUUUGACAUCUUGGACCAAAUGUGGGAUUGUAGCCUGCCCUGAGCUCCUUUGGGAAGAAUAACAUAUAAAUUAAAUAAUUUAAAUAAAAUAUAUGUUGUGCUCACUGAGCCCCAAAAUUCAACCAACAGGUGCACUGCACCAAGUGCAGAGUUUAGUUGUCUCUCAGUAUUGCUGCAGGAAGUUAGAUACCAGCAAGGCUUUCUUCAGCCAUGCUACCGGACACAUAAGAAAAUGUUCCCUUUAUCGCUGCUGCUCCCAGGUGACCAUAAGGCUCAAGAAGGUGCCUUUGAGCUCCUUCCCUGGAGUCGAUCAGGCUUCAAUUCAAAACAACAUGCUCUCUCCCAUUGUACCCAAGAGGGACUUCUGAAUACUCAUGCUUAAGUUUCUGCUGCCAGUCUUUUCCUCCACUGCUCCCAGGUGCGAGCAGAUGGAAGGAGGAAGCAAAUUGUGCAAAUGGCACAAUUUUCUCCACCCAAGGAGAGUUAGGGCCUCUACAGAGAUCCUGUUUAUUACACAUCCAUGACUGAGGCAGUUGUACACCGUUCUGCUUUCAGUACUCUUCUGCUUUCAGUGCCUACAGAAGUUCCAGGGUGGACACAUUGCUUCAUUAUCAACAGGUGCAUGUCCCACAGCUUUCUUCAGAAAUCCUGUAGCUUUCCUUAUUACAUAGGUUUGGGCGUCUGUGUGUGUUUGCUCCGCUUUGCUUGUGCUGUACCACCAGAGUGCCCCUCUAGACAGCAAGACUAAGAAAGCAGACUGAUGCAUAAGGAGUUCAGUACUAAUUCACUGCAUCAAUAUGUUGCAGAACACAUAUGCAAAAAACAUUCAUCUGGAGAGAGCUUAGAACGCACCACUUUCCACACUACUGUGUGAUUCUAACAAUGCAGUUGUGGUUCUGGGCAAUUAUUUGGCAAAUCCUACAGGACAAAUAGUGAUCAAUGAGUUUUGAUUUUGUAUAAUGAAUAAAAGAUUGUAUUUUAACAUUG